This is a messenger RNA of Labrus mixtus (cuckoo wrasse), 4647 nucleotides long. It is a transcript of the gene raraa, whose product is annotated as retinoic acid receptor, alpha a. Gene Ontology annotation, cellular component: nucleus; transcription regulator complex. Gene Ontology annotation, molecular function: nuclear receptor activity; RNA polymerase II cis-regulatory region sequence-specific DNA binding; nuclear glucocorticoid receptor binding. NCBI's taxonomy places the organism in Eukaryota, Metazoa, Chordata, Actinopteri, Labriformes, Labridae. Gene Ontology annotation, biological process: retinoic acid receptor signaling pathway; cellular response to corticotropin-releasing hormone stimulus; regulation of transcription by RNA polymerase II. The coding region runs from base 1055 to 2398 and encodes 447 amino acids. The record is from RefSeq and is a predicted model, not a curated record. The transcript is spliced from 10 exons.
UUGACAGUACUGUAGCGCCCCCACCCCACCCUCCAUCGAACCCCCUCCUGCCUCACCCUUCAUUCCCCCCUUCUGCUGAUAAAUGUGUUUUUCUUAAAGGAAGAAGGUGGUUGGUUGAAAGGAGUCUCUUUUAAUGUAGCUUUUUUUGUGUGUGUGUGUGUGUGUGUGUGUGUGUGUGUGUGUGUGUGUGUGUGUGUGUGUGUGUGUGUGUGUGUGUGUGUGUGUGUGUGUGUGUGUGUGUGUGUGUGUGUGUGUGUGUGUGUGUGUGUGUGUGUGUGUGUGUGUGCGCGUGUGUGCGCGUUUGCAUUGCUAAUGCAGCGCAGGGCCGUUGCAGCAGGGGCUACAGGCAGGCAGACUCGAAGGCAGGCCCGCAACCUCGACCCCAGCAUCAUUUGUUUGGACGAGGGCCGUCAGCGCCUGUCGCGCGGCCCAUGAUGAAGUGUCAGUUGAAUAAGGGCUUGUCCAUGCAAUCGAUGCAGGCAGUCCACCAGCCGGAAGCCCAGUUGGCCAAAGAGCACGCCACUCAAUCAGUCUGAACAGCAACACACAAAGAGCUGCUGGCAAGUCACAGAGAGGCUGUUUGAAUGCAGACACUAGGAGGAGAGCUUAGCCAUGUGAUCAGUUUACGCUCCCCUGAGCCCUCCGCAGUGGAAGAGUGUUGCAACCACUAUCGCCCCCAUCACCACUAUCCUCGCUCCUGACUGCAGUCAUCAAAGUCACCUGUUCCUGACUCAACUUGUCCACUGUCUCCUUCCCCCGCUUCAUCUUGGAGAUAAGGAAUUGUUCUUGUUUUCUAAACCGGCUUAUUCAGGAAUACCAACAAGAUUUGUGUCUUGGUGACAUCUACAGGAGUCAUCUACGGACCCCAGCUCUCAAGUUUCCCAUUCGUAAGGAGUUUACAAACUUCUCUUUUGGAAUAUCUACUCAUGCAGUGCCCCUAUGGGGAAUUAAACCAGCACAGGAAUCCACAUUGACCCCAUUUCAGCUGGGUCAGACCUUCUUAAGGUGGUUUUUCAGUGAAGUAUAUUUGUGACUGGAGGUGGACUACGCCAUCAUGGCUGGGAAGGGCAACCCUGUGCCGGGCCCCCACCUCAAUGGCUUCCCCAUGCCCACCUACUCUUACUUCUUCCCACACAUGUUGGGCAGCAUGUCACCUCCAGCCCUGGCAGGAUUACCCCUCAGUGGCUACAGCACCCCCUCACCUGCCACGAUAGAGACCCAGAGUACCAGCUCAGAGGAGAUAGUGCCAAGCCCGCCCUCGCCUCCCCCGCCGCCCCGCGUCUACAAGCCCUGCUUUGUGUGCCAGGACAAGUCCUCGGGGUACCACUAUGGUGUCAGCGCCUGUGAGGGCUGCAAGGGCUUCUUUCGGAGAAGCAUCCAGAAAAACAUGGUGUACACCUGCCACCGGGAGAAGAACUGCAUCAUCAACAAAGUCACCCGCAACCGAUGCCAGUACUGUCGGCUGCAGAAGUGCCUGGAAGUCGGGAUGUCCAAGGAGUCGGUGAGGAACGACCGGAACAAGAAGAAAAAGGAUGAGAAGAAGCAGGAGUGCACGGAGAGCUACGUGCUGAGUGCCGACACAGAGCAGAUGAUCGACAGGGUUCGCAAGGCACACAAGGAAACUUUCCCGUCACUCUGCCAGCUGGGAAAAUACACUACAACUAAUAGCUCAGAACGACGUGUUUCUUUGGACGUAGACCUGUGGGACAAGUUCAGUGAACUCUCCACCAAGUGCAUCAUAAAGACGGUGGAGUUUGCUAAGCAGCUGCCGGGUUUCACAACGCUCACCAUCGCUGACCAGAUCACCCUGCUCAAAGCCGCCUGUCUGGACAUCUUGAUACUCCGGAUCUGUACGCGCUACACACCGGAGCAGGACACCAUGACUUUCUCAGAUGGACUCACGCUAAACCGAACUCAGAUGCACAACGCAGGCUUUGGCCCCCUCACAGACCUGGUUUUUGCCUUUGCCAACCAGCUCCUUCCUCUGGAGAUGGAUGAUGCAGAGACGGGGCUACUCAGUGCCAUCUGUUUGCUAUGUGGAGAUCGUCAGGACUUGGAGCAGGCGGAGAAGGUGGACGUCCUGCAGGAGCCGCUUCUGGAGGCGCUGAAGAUUUAUGUAAGGAGGAGGAGACCCCACAAACCGCACAUGUUCCCCAAGAUGCUCAUGAAGAUCACUGAUCUAAGAAGCAUCAGUGCUAAAGGAGCUGAGCGUGUCAUCACCCUGAAGAUGGAGAUCCCUGGCUCCAUGCCGCCUCUUAUCCAGGAGAUGCUGGAGAACUCAGAAGGUCUGGAAAGCGGGGCAGCAGGUGGCCGGCCCAGCGGCGCCCCCCCAGGCAGCUGCAGCCCCAGUCUGUCACCGAGCUCUGCCCAAAGCAGUCCAGCCACUCAAUCGCCGUGAUAACGGCCCCUCUUUUUAUUUUUCCACACAAUGCUCUCUGCCUCCUUCCUUGACGUUUCUACGGGGGUGGGGGGUGAAGGAGGUGAAGGAGGGGGGAGUUUGAACCUGAACCUUUAACCUUCUCCUCUCCUAAGACACAAACCCCACCUCCUGAUCUGCUUCUCCUCACUCUAGAGCUUUGUGCUGAUGUGAGGGGAGGUGAGGCUGAGGCAGGAUAGGGGGACCUGGAUGCCUCCAAGAGACCACACGGAAAACACUGCUGAUGACUCCUCCUCCUCCUCCUCAUCCCCUCCCCUGCUCCUCCCUUCUUCUCCAACAGACUCAAGAGAGAGCGGGUGGAGCACUCUAGGAUGGAUGUAUGAACAAGGACAAAUGCAUACAGACUGACUUGACCAACACCAGACACUUUUUUUGUUGUUCUCUGAGGCAGACUGCAAGCCCCCCCCCCCCCCUUCAAAGACUCUGGGUCUCUUUUUCCAACUUCAAAAAAACAGAUUUCGUACAGAAGAUAUAUAAAUAUAUAUAGAAAGUUAAGGAACUAUUGUGAUUGACAUGUCCAGAGCGGAGCUACAGGUCGACAUGAGGACAUGUUUUCUGAGAUUAUUACUUGUUGUACUCCUUCACUGUUUCAAUCUUUUCAUACACAUCGAGAGUAUUGAGAGAGACGUUUCAGUUUUAUCACAUUUGUACAUUAUUCUAAUGAACAUAAAGCAAAAGAUGUGUCUCUCCACAUGCGAACACAUGCAGACAGAAACACACACACACACACACACACACACACACACACACAAACGUGCACAGAAAACAAGUUGCAAUGAAUAUCACCGACUAUUCCAAGUUGGAUUUGUUUUCCUUUUUUCUUUUUCUUUUUUUUUUUGCUUCCAAGAGAAUGGAAAAAAAAUGAUUGUAUGAACUUGGUUGUAUAAUAUGGUCACAGGUCCUUUCAAGAAAUCAAAUUAAUGAAGAUUCAUUAUUAAGGUGUAUUUUAAGUAGCCUUUGAGUUUGUGUAUAUAAGCUGUAUUCAUUUCUUUAAAACUAUGAAGAGUUUUAGGCUUCACCUGAUUUUUUUUUUUUAAGAAUACCUUUUAUGUGUUUUGUUUAUAGGUUUGUGAUGCAAGCAAAGACUUUUAUGAGCACAUUUUACUGAAGGAAGGUCUUUCAUGUUUUGUGUCCUACUAAAUACUGAACAGACCCUUAACCAAUCACUGGCUGUUCAGGAUGUGGCUUUCACAAACGAUUUCAACCUUUCCCUCCCCUCCCCUGCCUUCACUUUUAAAAACCUGUUUUUUAAGAACAGUAGAUAACAAAGUAGCACUCCAGUCGGGGCAUAGCUUUUUUUUUGGCAAUGUAGCAGAAAGAGAUGGUGGAAAAUGGUUCAAGUGAGCAAACCAGCUUCAAAGAGUUAAAAUGUGAAGAAUGGUGUACACACACACUGUAUUAAACACGAGAGAGUCUCUGUAUUCUCUGAAUGGAUCGAUAAACUACAGUGGAUGAGAAAGGACUAGAAUGUAGUGAUCUCCCUCCGCUCCGUCAGACAACGAAGGUCCGUAAUGUUUGUCAACCAAACCCUCACAAAUCUCCCCCAGAAACCUGUGGUAAAAACAACUAUGUGACUUUUUUGCCGAUUACAGAGUAAACCUCACCCUGUGACUCACUUUUACGCCAAAACGCCUUCACCGCUAAAACACACACGUCAUCCAAACCAUCGUUACUGUACACACGCCAAUGUCUCAGGAAGGAAUCAUUUUGUGUGCUUGGCCUGUUCUUUGUAUUUGUUCUGUGCUGCACCUCCUACCCCUCCUUUCACAGAUGCGCACACACACACACACACACACACACACACACACACACACACACUUCUGCUACUGAGCCCCUGAAUUUUUUUCUUCAGUCACUUCAUUUUGUUAAAACCUGGCAGACCAGGAAUUGUGCAAGAGAGACCCCGACCCUGACCCCCUGCAGACGUAACGACAUAGGAUGCCAGUGUGGAGUCUCUCUAAGUCGUUCAUGUGUUUGUUUUUAUUUGUACGGUCAAAGCUGCUUUUCAUCAUUUACAGUAGGACUUCACCUGUCCAGAACAGCGCACAACGUUUUCCCUCCACGGCUAAUCUGGAAUAGCAACAGACACAGCGUCAGUUUGAGAAGUAUGGAAUAUGUUGCAAUUUUUGUCAAGAUUAUCAAGCGACUUUGGAAAAAAAGAAAACAACAAAAAAAGAUUUAAAAAAAAUAAAACCAACAUUUAAUAAUUA